AGGCUUUCCAUAGGUGGAUUGGAGGGAAAGGAGGGUCCCCAACAUCUUUUUAUCUUGAGCCAGAAAGGAAUGUCUUCAGGGAUUUCUCUUGCAAAAGGAGGACUUGGCUCAAGAAGUGGAGAAAAAGUAAAUCAGAAGUGAGAAACCAAUUUGAAGGAGAAGAAUUUGGACCCAGCAUGGUGGCAAGCCGUAGAAGAAAGAAAAUCAGCCUUAUCUGAAGUCAUCAUCUUACUCCAUCCAGAGCUGGUCUUUCUAUUUUCUUUCGUUGCUUAAAGUGAAGGAGAAAAUAGAUUUCAUAGUGUCAGAGAAAACAGAGGUAGCCAAGGGAGAUUGCAUGUACUCUCAGGAAUUAGCCAUCAAAGGAAGUAACCCAAAGAAAUCACAGUGCAUGUAGGUUUUCUUUAAUAAUAAUAAUAAACUCUCCUGUGAUUUUUUCUAGAGUCAGUCUUAGAAUCAGCAAAAACUAAAAAGAAAAAAAAAGAUGGAAGAAGAGAGCUGUUAAAACCCAGGGACCAAGUUGUAGGAUUGUCCAUUCUAAUUUACCCAAGCCAAAACAAAGACGGAAAUCACUAUGCCCCAGUUUGUAAUCCUUGGCCAAUUCCCUUUUCCUGCUCAGAAAACUCUGCUUAUCAAUCCCACCUAAAGCAUUCAAGGGCAUAGAGGCCUUGGUGCCAUUUCUUGGUCUAUUUUUUAAAUCCCAAUCAAGGCAGCAUCACCCCUAAAUUCUGCUGCCUCAAAGGGAGUGUGCUACCUAGACAAGAGACAAGAAAUAGUAAAGGCUUGUUGAUGGUGCGAUUGCUCUUUGUUUGGAGGUUUGUAACUGGAAAGGAAGGAGAAAGCCAGAGUUCCUGUUAAAGGCCAAGUAAAGCUCAACCAAAAGAGGGAAACAGGCAGGUCAACAAUUGGGCAAGGAAGAAGAGUGGAAAAUGGCUUUUCUGAAGGAAUUGCUUAAAGCAAGGAAUCUGCUGCUGGUCAUCUUUAUCCCACUUCUACUACUGCCUCUACCGAUUUUGUACCCCAAUAGUGAGGCUGCAUGUGCCUACGUCCUGAUUGUUACGGCUAUAUACUGGGUAUCAGAAGCAGUCCCACUCGGAGCUGCCGCCCUCGUGCCUGCUUUCCUCUACCCUCUCUUUGGAGUGCUCCGAUCCAGUGAGGUGGCUGCAGAGUAUUUCAAAAACACCACCCUGCUGUUGAUGGGAGUCAUCUGUGUGGCAGCGGCAGUGGAGAAAUGGAACUUGCACAAGAGAAUUGCCCUGCGCAUGGUGAUGAUGGCAGGAGCCAAGCCAGGCAUGCUGCUGCUGUGUUUCAUGUGCUGUACCACCCUUCUGUCCAUGUGGCUCUCCAACACCUCCACCACCGCCAUGGUGAUGCCUAUCGUGGAGGCCGUGCUACAGGAAUUGGUCAGUGCUGAAGAAGAGCAGGUCAUGGCGGCCCCUGACAACUCCACCAGUGAAGAAACUCAGCCAAUCAGUCUUGGUGAAAAAAAUGGACCCCCAUCUCUGGAGCUCAUUUUUGUCAAUGAAGACUCAUCUCCCCCAGAUUUCCCUUCUCUGAUGCAGGGCAAGAAUCUGAAUGGAGUACACAUGAUCACCAACCCCAUCAAAUCUGUGAAACCUCAGAGCAAGAGACAGCAUGAGCCUCAGGAACAGCUAUUAGUCCUGCCCCCUGACCCUAGGAACCUGAAGUUGAACAGCAAGUACAGAUCCCAACAUGAUCAGAUGGUCUGCAAGUGCCUCUCCCUGAGCAUAUCGUAUGCUGCCACCAUUGGAGGCCUGACCACCAUCAUUGGCACGUCCACCAGCCUCAUCUUCCUAGAGCACUUCAACAACCAGUACCCAAGUGCCGAGGUGGUGAACUUUGGGACCUGGUUUCUUUUUAGCUUUCCUAUCUCACUCAUCAUGCUGGUGGUGAGCUGGUUUUGGAUGCACUGGCUGUUCUUAGGUUGCAACUUUAAAGAGACCUGCUCCCUAAGUAAAAAGAAGAAGACCAAAAGAGAAGAACUAUCAGAAAGGAGAAUUCAAGAAGAAUAUGAAAAACUGGGAGAAAUUAGCUACCCUGAGAUGGUGACAGGAUUCUUCUUCAUCCUGAUGACCCUGCUCUGGUUUACCCGGGAGCCUGGUUUUGUCCCUGGCUGGGAUUCAUUCUUUGAAAAGAAAGGCUACCGUACAGAUGCCACUGUCUCUGUCUUCCUUGGCUUCCUCCUCUUCCUAAUCCCAGCUAAGAGACCUUGCUUUGGAAAAAAGGAUAAAGAGGCAGGAGAAAAAAGAGAAAACACAAUGGAAAUGGAACCCAUCAUUACAUGGAAGGACUUCCAGAAGACCAUGCCCUGGGAAAUUGUCAUUCUGGUGGGUGGAGGUUAUGCUUUAGCAUCUGGAAGCAAGUCCUCCGGUCUCUCCACAUGGAUUGGGCAGCAGAUGUUAUCCUUGAGCAGCCUCCCACCAUGGGCAGUCACCCUACUGGCAUGUAUCUUGGUGUCCGUGGUCACCGAAUUUGUUAGCAACCCUGCCACCAUCACCAUCUUCCUGCCAAUCCUCUGCAGUUUGUCUGAAACCCUACAUAUUAACCCACUCUACACUCUGAUUCCUGUGACCAUGUGCAUCUCCUUUGCUGUUAUGCUGCCAGUGGGAAAUCCCCCAAAUGCAAUUGUCUUCAGCUAUGGCCACUGCCAGAUUAAAGAUAUGGUAAAAGCCGGCUUGGGGGUCAAUGUAAUUGGACUGGUGGUGGUGACAGUGGCUAUCAAUACUUGGGGAAUUAACCUCUUCCAUUUGGAUACCUUUCCAGUCUGGGCUAAGGUCAGUAACAUCACUCAACAGGCCUAGCACCUGUGGACAGACACAUCAAACCAAGGCAAAGGUGCAAACUGCAAUGCUAAGGACAUUAACAUGGACACAACCCUACAUCCAAGCAAUCUGAAGAAUUCUUCUCUUCAAAGCUGGUCAUAGGAGAUGGAAGAAAAAUGCACCAACUGGAAGGACAUUCUGAUUUUCUGUUGCCUUCUUUCCUACCCCUUUAAAGUGGCACUAAGAAAGCAGUUGUGAACUUUUUCCAUUCCUCUUUAGAGAGUCUUCUUAAAACAGAGAUGUGAUUUUAUGUAGGGCCUUUCUAAAACAAAGGAAUUUCUCACUUUUCAAAGCCAAGAAAAUCUGAAGAAGGCUACAUACAUUCUAGCUUGUGUAAACUCUGCCCUGUUUUUUUUUUUUUAAAGCAACACCUUAUUGCAGCCCAGGAGCUGAGUUCUUGAUCUACAAGGACUGAUUGGAUCUACCAUGUUGCAUGUUACAGCAUUAAUGUCACCUUGGGAUUGAGGGAUGGGAGAUGGAUGUCAAACUGUCAUGUAGAUAAGCCCAGAAGGCAAAACAAUGCCAAUUGGAAUCAUAAAUGGUAUUUGUCACUAUUCCAGGUGCCUCUUCCAGAUCCUGAAAGACAACUUUAGUUUCUUUCUUCUAAAUGUUUAAUUGUCCUAACUCCUGCCAAGGAGAACUAGUACAACUUCUUCUUCACCAGGAUUCCCUUAUUAUUCUUAGCAUCUCUUUCUGGAGGAGUAGCCCAAAAAGAAGAAUUGCUUCUCUUUUCAGAUAGGCCCAUACAGUUUUCUAUUUCAGCAUGAAAGGAUGUGCUCAGAAUUUAUAAGAUUUAGAGAUAGGAGGAACCUUAGAAGUCUAGUCAGCUCUCUCAUUUUACAGAUGAGGAAACUGGAAAUUAAGGUCCAUCAAAGUAGAUUCUCCUAAGGUCACACAAACUAAAGUGACAGAAUUGGAAUCUGAGACAAGGUCCUCCAAUUCCAAACCAAGCAUAUCUACACCUAGCAGUAAGAGAAGGGAAAAAGACUAAAGGGCAAAGAGACUGGCACCCCUUUCUUGUUUGGUUGCCCCUAGCUUCCUAUUAUAAAUACCAUCUCAGUGGUAAAGGAGAAAAAAAAUUUUUUCAUGACUAUUUUUAUCAGAGAACGAAAAACUAUAUAUAAGCCAUUAAGCUGCUACAUUCAUUAUUUCACUUUAUUUAAUCCCACAUAGAGAUAGAAGAGAAUAUAGGAAACUGAAAAAACUGAAGCUUUCAUCAUUUCCAAAAACCUUUAGUGGUAGCUAACACUAGGAGGAUGCUAGAAAGAACAGACUGAUGGUGAAUCCUUGUCAUCCUUCAUAGACCAGAAAACUCUGUAGGGCACAAAUGACCUAUCUUCUUUUUAUUUCUAGUGCUUAGCACUUUACCAAUAAGUUAAGAGCAUGGUAACUCUGUGCCCAGUAAGCAUCCAAUAAAUUUUUGUAGCUAAUGAAUAUUCCAAAAAGAAAACCAUUUCAGAAUGUUUUUCAACUCAAUGAGAACUAGUCUACUUGUUCCAUGCUAGGUGUUCUACAUGACUAAAUGAAUGCUCAUUAUUCCAGUAGCUUAACAGUAUUGCAUAUUUCUAAUCACUAAGUCAAUUAUUUGCUAAAUAUCUUAAAGUCCCUUGUAGUCAAAUGUACUUAUUUUAAUUGGUUUUAAAUUUCCAGUUAUUAGCAUAUGAACUCCUACAUAAAUAAAACCAAUUAUUUAGCUUC
This is a messenger RNA of Monodelphis domestica (gray short-tailed opossum), 4538 nucleotides long. RefSeq names its product solute carrier family 13 member 4 (gene SLC13A4). The record is from RefSeq and is a predicted model, not a curated record. NCBI's taxonomy places the organism in Eukaryota, Metazoa, Chordata, Mammalia, Didelphimorphia, Didelphidae. Gene Ontology annotation, cellular component: plasma membrane. Gene Ontology annotation, molecular function: transmembrane transporter activity. Gene Ontology annotation, biological process: transmembrane transport.